CGACAUGAAGUUUUUAAUACUUGGCCUACUUUUUGUAGGCUACGCUGCGGCCUCAGCUCUGGAGUGGACAGAUCCCCUUGCUCGCAUUGUUGCAGGCCAGUUUAUAGACAUAGAGAUAGUACCUUGGCAAGUGUCUUUACAAGCAAAUAACGAACAUGUGUGCGGUGGUGUUAUCUUUGACAAAGAUAUUGUCGUAACUGCGGCACAUUGCGUAUUUCAAAAACGAAGAUCAAGCUUAACGAUUCGGGCCGGUUCGAGCAACUCGUCCUCCGGAGGGCAAGUAGUAGCCGUGGCUGACAUUGUAAUACAUGAGAACUGCAGUCCAACAUUUUUUAAAAACGACAUAUCUGUCUUACUUUUAAAAAAUAAUUUGGAAUUCAAUAAGGCUGUUAAAUCGAUCGAAUUUGCAAACGAAAGUCCUGUCGAUGGCGCCACAGCGCUAGUUUCUGGUUGGGGCGUCAUCGAAGAGUGUCUGCAAUGUUCUUCCAAUAUUUUGAAAGGCAGUACAAUGAAAAUUAUUGGGCGUAACGAAUGCAUCUCAAAUAAGUACCACUAUGGCGAUUUCGUCGCACCUGAUUGCAUUUGUGCCUAUACCCGAGGUGAGGGUCCUAGUGGUAGGGAUUCUGGAGGACCACUUGUUUCCAAUGGCAAACUUGUUGGGCUUGUGUACUGGGGAAUUGGCAGCGGUCGGAUUGGCUAUCCGACUGUUUUUACAGAUGUGGCUGUACAUCACAAGUGGAUUUUAAAUACAGUCGCUAAGCUAAGAAAACGGAAUCCUAAACAAAUUAGUUAAAAUAAUUAAUAUUUCAAUGUUAAUAUGAAAAUGUUAAUAAAUUUGAAAUAUUGAACAUCUCUUUUGUCUGCA
This is a messenger RNA of Scaptodrosophila lebanonensis, 865 nucleotides long. RefSeq names its product trypsin alpha-3-like. The coding region runs from base 5 to 793 and encodes 262 amino acids. Gene Ontology annotation, biological process: proteolysis. The record is from RefSeq and is a predicted model, not a curated record. Lineage: Eukaryota; Metazoa; Arthropoda; Insecta; Diptera; Drosophilidae. The transcript has a single exon. Gene Ontology annotation, molecular function: serine-type endopeptidase activity.